AUGUUAACUUUAUCUAUUCUCCAUUUUUCACUUGCUGGUACCUCUUUGGCUAUUCGAUUCUCUUUGAUGGCCAAUUUUGUUCGCAAAUUUGAUGAAAAUUUUGAGGACUUGGCUUGUUGUUUCAGUUGUGUUUCACUUGCUUUCGAUUUCGAAGCCCAUCAGUUAUGGUGUUUCCUCACUUGCUUCUUUCUCGAAUCUGUGGACUCAGAUGAAGAGUAUGUGAAUUUUGACGCUGAAGAUGAGGUGGAGGUGAGAGAUUCAGCAGAUGAAGAUCUUGAAGAUCUUGAGGAAGUGAGAGAAGAAUUUGAUGAUGAACGCGACGUCGAGGAGGAUGUCGUGGAUGGUGCUAAAAUGGGCGAUGUAGAACGUGAUGAACUUGCAGAUGAUCCAGAAAGGAGCGAUUCUACUCUCUGUUUUUACAAGGCUCUUUUGGUUGACGCUCAUCCCAAAACUCGAUUGUAUUAUUUUCUCUUUGCACAAGUACUCCUUUUCUCUCUCCGUUAUCUCUCAAAACACAUUGGACAAAGCCUAUCUUGUGAUCCGCUUUCGGGAAACAAAUCUCUUCAAAUUGGCGCCUUGGCGCUGAUAGAUUAA
Rodentolepis nana is the source of this 594-nucleotide messenger RNA. NCBI's taxonomy places the organism in Eukaryota, Metazoa, Platyhelminthes, Cestoda, Cyclophyllidea, Hymenolepididae. The record is from the annotation of a GenBank genome assembly.